Molecule: messenger RNA, 2410 nt
Organism: Cuscuta epithymum
Lineage: Eukaryota; Viridiplantae; Streptophyta; Magnoliopsida; Solanales; Convolvulaceae
Source: the annotation of a GenBank genome assembly
CCGACUGGUCCUACCUCAAAAUGCGGUGGCGCGGCCGUAUAAAAACGCCUUUUUGGAGUCAGCCGUCAAUUUCACUUCAUUUCAGUGCAUAUACUUUUAAAUUUGACUCAUUUUCUCUCUUUCUGCUACCUCAUACUGUUUGUGUUACAGCCUAAUUUCCAAGGAUGCAGCGCGGUUCCUAGCUUCGAAGUCAACCCGAGCUUCUCUGGCCGCAUGUGGUGAUGCCAAAAUGGCUCAAGAUCAGCAACAGAGAUUCCGACUACAGCGCCGAUUCUGAGCUAACCUCUGACUCGGAUUCUGAUCAAGAUUUUUGUGAGUUUCCCAGGAAGCCACGGCUUAAGGAUGAAAGUGACUGCGAAGUUGAGAUGGAUGCAAAUGAAACGUUUCCCAGGCUAAGAAGAAGGAAAUCAGAGACAUUCAGAGCACAAUAUAUAAGUUCAAAAGAAGUCAGGGUAUGUGUUGGCACAUGGAAUGUUGGCGGAAAACUUCCUUCAGAUGAUCUAGAUCUUGAAGGUUGGUUAAAUAUUGGCAAACCGGCUGAUAUGUAUGUGCUCGGCUUUCAAGAAAUAAUUCCAUUAAAUGCUGGUAAUAUCUUUGGUUCUGAAGAUAGCCGCCCAGUUUCAAAAUGGGAAAACAUAAUCCGAGAAUCUCUCAAUAAAAUCCCAUCAGGGAAUAAGUUCAAAUCUUUUACUGGUCCUUCUUCACCCUCAAGGUUUAAGCGUUCUGAAAAUAUCCAUGAUAUCGAACAAAGAACUGUAUUAGAGUCUGAUAGUGAUGAGGGAGAGGAAGAAGUUGUUCCUUUAGGUGAAGAGGAAUUCAAUGAAUAUGUUGAAGUCAAUGAUAGAAAGGAUAUGAUUUUCCCUGAAAGGGAGUCUUCUUUGCCAAGGAGAAUAGACAGAUUAAAUUGCUUUAAACAUGAAGAGUGUGAAGAAAAUGCAGAUGAACAGAAGUUACAAUGUGGAAAGAAAUUAACCAAAACACUUGGUGCUACACAGAAGAUUGGCCUGUGCUGGCCAGAACCACAAUUAGACAGUCUUCCCCAAGACAUUUUUGAAAGAUCUAAUUCAUUCAAAUCUCUGAAUUCUAUAAAGGCUUCCCAGUCUUUCAGAACAUAUAGAUCCUUCAAUUUGACUUCUAACAGUCAAAAUAAAGUGCAACCUGAUGUGGCUCUACUUGGAGACAUCGAUCUUGAAUCUAUGAUAAAACGGAAAAGAAGGCCACCAUAUGUAAGGAUUAUUAGCAAGCAAAUGGUUGGCAUUUUCUUGACCAUAUGGGUUCGUAGAGGUUUACGAAAACAUAUCCAGAAUUUGGAUGUGUCUACAGUUGGUGUUGGUGUAAUGGGCUUCAUAGGUAACAAGGGAUCAAUAUCGGUUAGCAUGUCUAUACACCAGACCCUUUGCUGUUUUGUUUGUACCCAUCUAGCAUCGGGGGAAAAAGAUUCGGAUGUGGUAAAAAGAAAUGCAGAUGUUCACGAAAUUCAGAGGAGGACACACUUUAGUGCAUAUUCUACUAUUGGGCUUCCUAGAAGUAUUAGUGACCAUGAGAAGAUAAUCUGGCUAGGUGAUUUAAAUUAUCGUAUGGAUUUGUCAUAUGAGAAAACACGGGAACUAAUAUCCAAAAAAGAGUGGUCUAAGUUAACUGAAAGUGAUCAGCUUACAAAAGAAUUGAAGAAAGGACACACUUUUGAUGGAUGGGCUGAGGGUAUUUUAAAUUUCCCACCCACUUAUAAGUAUGACAUAAACUCAGAGAAUUACAUUGGAGAGGAUGCAAAGUGUGGGAAGCGUACUCCAGCCUGGUGUGACCGUAUUCUUUCAUAUGGGAAAGGAAUGCGGCUUCUUAACUACGGGAGAUCUGACAUUAGACUUUCUGAUCAUCGGCCAGUGACUGCGUCUUACAUGGUAGAGGUUGAGAUAUUCUGUCCAAGAAAAUUGCAGCGCGCCCUCGCUUUUACUAAUGCAGAAAUUGAUAAAGAGGAUGGAAUUCUGACAUCUUGACCCCAAAACUUCAAAAUGACAAUACUGUACCUUAUAUCAAAGCUUAUGGUAAUUAUUAAAUUUGUCAUAUUGAUUUGGCGGUAUAGAGUGCUAUUUAUGGAGCCAUGGAGGCUCUAAGAGAGGGUAACCCAAAGGACUGAGGAAGGGAUGAAGAGGCUGCAUGUCACCAAAUGCAAGUAUGCAACUAUAGCUCUGCUUGUGUUCUUCCGAUUCUCUUAUUGAUCCACUUUGUUGAUUUGUAUAUUGCAUAAGUUGGUGUUGUAACUUCUGUAAUUAUUGAUAGAUUAUUUGGCUACUUUAGGCAUAAGCAUGGUAUCUCUGAUCUAUAGCAAUGGAGCAACUUUACAUUUAAAUAUCUGCAUUAUUUCGUAAAAGCUGUAUUUAUUUCUCACGAUUUUUAUUUUAUUUUAUCAUAA